Messenger RNA from Coccidioides immitis RS, 1025 nucleotides. Its product is annotated as inositol phospholipid biosynthesis protein Scs3. Gene Ontology annotation, cellular component: endoplasmic reticulum membrane. Bases 96 to 1025 code for a protein of 309 amino acids. The record is from RefSeq and is a predicted model, not a curated record. The transcript is spliced from 2 exons. Gene Ontology annotation, biological process: lipid storage; lipid droplet organization; phospholipid biosynthetic process. NCBI's taxonomy places the organism in Eukaryota, Fungi, Ascomycota, Eurotiomycetes, Onygenales, Onygenaceae.
UAACUGAACACAGCCUACGAUGAUCACGACAUUCCUUUCGCUCUCUAUUUCCUGGUCGUGUUCCUGAUUGCUUCUCCUGAAAGCUCACCAAGAUCAUGCCGUUAGCUGCAGCUAACCCUGUCCACCAAAGGACGGCGAGUUCACCUCACUCGUCACAUCUACCGGCGGUCGCUUUAGCUAUCUACCCAAUAACCCUACUCCUUGGCUCGUUCUACUCUUUAAUAUCUCCCACUGCGCGGCCGUUGACGCCUAAUCUUUCCUCUGCUACCUCUGCUCCCCACCACCCACCCAGCCCGGUCAAUUAUUUUGCCCGGAAAGGCAAUAUUUUCAACGUUUACUUUGUCAAAAUUGGAUGGCUCUGGACAACUGUUGCCUUCUUGUCAAUACUAUCCACGCAACCGGCAUUCGUCAGCAGGCGCAUCGAUCCAAAUAAACGACUAAGGAGGAUAUAUCAGGCUCUAUUUCGGUAUGCAGUGGUUACACUAGCCUGGGUUCUAACCACUCAAUGGUGUUUUGGUCCGGCCAUCAUAGACCGCAGUUUCACUGCCACGGGAGGAAGAUGUGAAAGGAUCCAUGCCAGCGGGAUGAAAGAGGCAAUAUCGGAUUCUAUUAUGACUGCUAUGGCUUGUAAGAUGGUGAACGGAGCUUGGAAUGGAGGACACGACGUUAGCGGACAUGCAUUUAUGCUUGUUCUUGCAAGUGCUUUUCUCGUGUUUGAAUUGCUAGGGUCUACGGUUUCGGUGGAUGAAAAGAACGACGCCGGAGACGCAACCGAUGACGGAGCACGAGCAGAAAUUCCCGUGAAUGAAAGUGGGCAGAGUCCUGCCGCAAAAUUAUCGCGAAACUUUGUUUGGGCAGUUGCAGGUCUAUGUUGGUGGAUGUUACUCAUGACAGGGAUCUGGUUCCAUACUUUCCUCGAAAAGGCGUCUGGUUUGCUUAUUGCAUUAGCUGCGGUGUACGCGAUAUAUCUACUCCCAAGAAGUAGUCCCUCGUGGAGAAAUGUUAUUGGCAUACCUGGGCGAUGA